This is a messenger RNA of Balaenoptera acutorostrata (minke whale), 7759 nucleotides long. It is a transcript of the gene MGAT5, whose product is annotated as alpha-1,6-mannosylglycoprotein 6-beta-N-acetylglucosaminyltransferase. The coding region runs from base 748 to 2973 and encodes 741 amino acids. Gene Ontology annotation, biological process: protein N-linked glycosylation. Lineage: Eukaryota; Metazoa; Chordata; Mammalia; Artiodactyla; Balaenopteridae. Gene Ontology annotation, molecular function: alpha-1,6-mannosylglycoprotein 6-beta-N-acetylglucosaminyltransferase activity. The record is from RefSeq and is a predicted model, not a curated record. Gene Ontology annotation, cellular component: Golgi apparatus. The transcript is spliced from 19 exons.
CGAACGUCCCCGGCCGGAAUCCCUGCCUUAGAGAGCUGCGAGCCCAGAAGCGGGGAGAAGUUGGAGAGGUCGGGAGGGGAGGGUAGGAAGAAUUUGAAGCCAGACCCCCGCCCUGGUCAGCUGAGCCCCCGAGGAGCGUCUCUGCAGUGUCCAGGCCGAGUGUGGACGCGCCGCGCGCGGCCCCGCCAGGGCUGAGAGUUUGCAGACCGUCCCUGCCGCGGCCCGCUCGGCGGCGGCCCUGCGGCUCCCGCGGCUGCCGCGGCGGCCCCGGGCUCGAUCCAGCCCAGGUAGCCCCGCCGCAGGCUCGGGGUGCCGCGACCCCGUGCCCCGCGGAGCCUUGGGCCCCCCCGGGGACGGCAGCUGGCAGGCACUCCCGGCUGCUGCUGCUGCUGCUCGACAAGGAGGAGUGAUUACUGCUCUAUAGUAGACAUUGGAGGCGGAUCCAUCAGGCCAUUUUCUCAAAGAACCAUUCAUUUCUGGAGACCUGACCGGAAGAGAACGAUGCAGUGUUGAUAAAAAUGGAAGUUAAAACCAUAGGCACCCCAGUAGAUCUCGUGAACACACACUGCCAGAGGAGAAGGCUAAGGCCAGGAGGGCAGCAGAAGCAGGAUGGAAACGAGGAAAGGAAAUCGGCUGACGCAGGAGCCCGAGUGAGACGAAGAAACCCACAAGCCCAGCCUACACCAUGAACUUGUGUCUCCUUUCCACACUGUAAGAGCCCAGGGCAGGUGAAGUUGCCGGAGAGCAAUGGCUCUCUUUACUCCGUGGAAGCUGUCCUCUCAGAAGCUGGGCUUUUUCCUCGUGACUUUUGGCUUUAUCUGGGGUAUGAUGCUCUUGCAUUUUACCAUCCAGCAGAGGACUCAGCCCGAGAGCAGCUCCAUGCUUCGGGAACAGAUCCUGGACCUCAGCAAGAGGUACAUCAAGGCGCUGGCAGAAGAAAACAGAAAUGUGGUGGAUGGGCCCUACGCGGGGGUCAUGACAGCUUACGAUUUGAAGAAGACUCUUGCUGUGUUGUUGGAUAACAUUUUGCAGCGCAUUGGCAAGUUAGAGUCAAAGGUGGACAACCUCGUAAUCAAUGGCACAGGGACAAACUUGACCAACUCCACCACAGCUGUUCCCAGCUUGGUAGCACUUGAGAAAAUUAAUGUGGCAGAUAUCAUUAAUGGAGCUCAAGAAAAAUGCGUAUUGCCUCCUAUGGAUGGCUACCCCCACUGCGAGGGGAAAAUCAAGUGGAUGAGAGAUAUGUGGCGCUCGGACCCCUGCUACGCAGAAUACGGAGUGGAUGGGUCCGCCUGCUCUUUUUUUAUUUACCUCAGUGAGGUUGAAAAUUGGUGUCCUCAUUUACCUUGGAGAGCAAAAAAUCCCUACGAAGAAGCUGAUCGUAAUUCAUUGGCAGAAAUUCGUACGGAUUUUAAUAUUCUCUACAGUAUGAUGAAAAAGCAUGAAGAAUUCCGAUGGAUGAGACUACGGAUCCGGCGAAUGGCUGAUGCGUGGAUCCAAGCGAUCAAGUCCCUGGCAGAGAAGCAGAAUCUUGAAAAGAGAAAGCGGAAGAAAGUCCUUGUUCACCUGGGCCUCCUGACUAAGGAAUCUGGAUUUAAGAUUGCAGAGACAGCUUUCAGUGGUGGCCCUCUUGGUGAAUUAGUUCAGUGGAGUGAUUUAAUUACAUCUCUGUACUUACUGGGCCAUGACAUUAGGAUUUCAGCUUCACUGGCGGAGCUCAAGGAAAUAAUGAAGAAGGUUGUAGGAAACCGAUCUGGCUGCCCAACUGUAGGAGACAGAAUUGUUGAGCUCAUUUAUAUUGAUAUUGUAGGACUCGCUCAAUUCAAGAAAACUCUCGGACCAUCCUGGGUUCAUUACCAGUGCAUGCUGCGUGUCCUGGACUCAUUCGGCACAGAACCAGAGUUCAACCAUGCCAACUAUGCCCAGUUGAAAGGCCACAAGACCCCCUGGGGCAAGUGGAACCUGAACCCGCAGCAGUUUUACACCAUGUUCCCUCACACGCCAGACAACAGCUUCCUGGGGUUCGUGGUCGAGCAGCACCUGAACUCCAGCGAUAUCCACCACAUUAACGAAAUCAAGAGGCAGAACCAGUCCCUUGUGUACGGCAAAGUGGAUAGCUUCUGGAAGAAUAAGAAGCUCUACUUGGACAUCAUUCACACGUACACGGAAGUGCACGCGACUGUUUACGGCUCCAGCACAAAGAACAUUCCCAGUUACGUGAAAAACCACGGGAUCCUCAGUGGACGGGACUUGCAGUUUCUUCUCCGAGAAACCAAGCUGUUUGUUGGACUUGGGUUCCCUUAUGAAGGCCCGGCUCCCUUGGAGGCCAUCGCAAAUGGAUGUGCUUUUCUGAAUCCCAAGUUCAACCCACCCAAAAGCAGCAAAAACACAGACUUUUUCAUUGGCAAGCCAACUCUGAGAGAGCUGACCUCCCAGCAUCCUUAUGCGGAAGUUUUCAUCGGCCAGCCACACGUCUGGACUGUUGACCUCGAUAAUCAGGAGGAGGUGGAGGACGCCGUGAAAGCAAUUUUAAGUCAGAAGAUUGAGCCGUACAUGCCAUAUGAAUUCACAUGCGAGGGGAUGCUACAGAGAAUCAACGCUUUCAUUGAAAAACAGGACUUCUGCCACGGGCAAGUGAUGUGGCCGCCCUUGAGUGCCCUGCAGGUAAAGCUUGCUGAGCCCGGGCAGUCCUGCAAGCAGGUGUGUCAGGAGAAACAGCUUAUCUGCGAGCCUUCCUUCUUCCAGCAUCUCAACAAGGACAAGGACUUGCUGAAGUACGAGGUGACCUGCCAAAGCUCAGAGGUGGCCAAGGACAUCGUGGUGCCCUCCUUCGACCCCAAGAGCAAGCACUGUGUGUUUCAAGGUGACCUCCUGCUGUUCAGCUGUGCAGGCGCCCACCCCAGGCACCGGAGGAUCUGCCCCUGCCGGGACUUCAUCAAGGGCCAGGCGGCCCUCUGUAAAGACUGUCUCUAGCAGCCUCCGGCUCGGCCCCGCACGCACUCUCCUGGGGAAGACAGUGGCCUCAGCCCCAUCGGGGCAAGGCCGGAGGGCAGAAAUCAUCCGGGGACUCUCGCCAGAGCCUGAACUCUUUUGGCGGGAGGCCUCGAUUUGGUGUUGGUCCCGCUGUGGUCGGAGCAUCUCAGCGGAGUUCUCACCAAAACAAAACGAGAGUCGGCAUCAGGCCGGGCGCCCGGCUUCUCCUGGCACAAAUUCGUUUUUAAUUUUGGAGGAGCUACUGCAGGGAGACUGUCUGUGCAGCCGCUCCGGGGUAGAAAGAGAAUCUCAAGGUUCCUUUAAAUGAAACAAAACCAGAGGAGGAUUUGGGCUAGUUGGAAAGAACUUCGUAUGGGAACAUUCCUAAACCCAUUAACUUAUUUAUUUGGGAGGGAGGGAGGGGGAGCUGGGGAGGGCAGAGAGGGAUUGAUCACGUGUCUUGUAGCUUCUUCGAUUUUCCACUGUUGGCCGUCCACCUUCACUAUAAUAUUACUUCUGUCUGCUUUGGGCAGGGUGCGCUGUGGGGUUGAUGGCAUGCUUAGGGGCAGCUAUGGGGACCUAGCUCCUCAAAGUGGAUGGUGGCAGAACAGAACAAAUCUUGUGUGCUUGCCAGACGGCAGCUAGGGGACAGGCUCGGAGGCCGUGCUCUUUCCCCCUUAAGAGAGUUGUCCUCGAGCUGAGAUUUGGACGGGAGUGAAGCUGGUCCCUAAGAACCAGUGGCGCCACCGGAGCUGGGUUCUGGACGGAUGGGCUUGUGUUGUAUUCCCUCUAAUGUCUGAUGUCACUGGAGUCCAGGGAACGGGGCUCUUGGUGCUGGCUUGAUGCUGGCUCGGGGAGCAAGGGCAGGCCAGGGUGCAUGUGCACUGUCCUGGUCACACUCACCUAUGAGUGUGGAUGCGGCGUGCAAGGGGUAGGAAUCUGAUGCUGGCUUUUACUCCAGGCACAAAUAUUUGUGGGGAGCGGGAGCGGGGGCGGGUGAGCCGCUUGGCAGGUCGGACCAAACCGUGGAGUCUCCCCCUCCUCUGCUUUUGUGUGAGUUCCCCGGUCCUGCACACCUCCACCCCGUGCUUCAGUGCUGCGCAUGUAAGCGUGUGUGUCUCCUGCGAUGCCCUGGCAUCUCUGUACUGGUAAGAGUGAGCCCUCUUCUCUGUCUGGCGGAAUGUCCCGCUUAUGAGCUGGCCCGUGAUCCGUCCAGCCCUCACUCAUGCUCCUGAGUGCCUUGGUCGCCGAGCAGAGCAGCUGGGCAAGGCUGAUGGCCUGGGUGGGCCUUCGGGACGUGAGGUUAAAGUGAGAAUUCUGCUUUCUGAGGACCAGAUGGAGUGUGGAGACUUGAGUUAUGGGAAGUUAGAUUCCGCCUGCUUCUGGAUUCUUCUUGGGUGUAAAAUUAAUAUCAAGUGCACAGCCAGCCUUUUUUUCUUAGACCCUCUGUGGGUCUUCAUUGCACCUCCCAUCUCAGAGGAUGGAGGGACGGAGGAAGGGCAGCAGGGUCUCCCCGACCCCAUAGGAGGCCCACAUAUGCCAGGGAGGAUGCUGGCAGGGAGGUCUCUCUGCUCUGAGCGUGGAUGCAGGGGCCUGCCCGACACAACCUGGCUGAGAACAGCAACAAGGAUGGAGGGUGCGAGGGCCUGAGUGCUUUGAAGCUUUGCAAGGGUGGUUUCCUGCAGUGGGAGGAAACAACUGCCAUCCCUGCUGUGGGGAACUGCUUUUCCCUACAGAUGGGAUUCCUGGCUGCAGCCUCGCUGGUGGCAAUUUGCUUGAGGGCCCAGACCUGCAAUUCCUGGGCCGGUGCUGCCCUCUUCUGGGCUCUUCUGGGAGUUUCCAGUGCUGAGGACGUGAGUGCCGGUGUUUGACCAGCAGGGGGAGCCGGCGGGCCGAGACGAGUUUCCCACUCUGCCAGAUUAAGCCAUUUUGCGAGAGAGCUGUUAACAGCCAGCGCAGGAACUCUGAAAGCAAGGAAGUUGGAAAGCCCUGUUCUCAGAAAGAUGCUGUGCCGGGCUUGUGUUCCAGAAGCUGCAAGGAUUGUUUGCUGGCUGCCCCUGAGCUCAGGGACUCUCCGCCUUCUGGAGAAUUCCUCUUCUCCACGUCAGGACUCUCAGGUCAGGCAGCCAGGAGAGCACCUCCCCAUUUGAAGAUUCCUCCGGCUUCCCCCCAUUUCCAGUCAUGGAAGUAAGCCAGAGCUCUCUGCCCACAGGGCAGCUGCUCCUGGGGCUAAGAAACCCACACUCCAGUUCUUGAGGGCAUUAUGAACAGAGGUGGCGACACUGAAUGUAUACUGGCUCUCAGGCCUCCACACACGUGGCCCAAGUCUGGUCAGCGACCCAAGAGGACAUUGGGAUAGGGACCUCCAUCUGCCCUGCGCAGGAAGGGGUGCGAUUCCUGCCUGCCCUGGGAGAGGAAGGCGCCUCUCAGAGUGUGGGCUGGGAGCCUUCGAUGGUUUUGCCAAUGCCGAUCUUAAUAGAAUCCUAAACCAAUUAAUUGGUAAUUGAUGACAAUUCCACAGGCAGAGAAAUCCCCAAUCAGGAUUAGUGUCUUGUGCUCUGAGCAUCUCUCAUCUCUUGCCUGGUCUUUAGUUUUCGUACAUUUUUCUCCUAAAAGAUUUGGGAUUUUUUUUUUUUUUUUCCUCCUCCACUGUGAUCCUAAGUUCUUAAAAAAAAAAAAACUCGAGGGAAAACAUUUAAUUUAUUAAAGGAGAGAAAGCUUUCCUUUGAAAUGUUAAAGACUUUCGGGAGGAAAAGUUCCUGAAAGGGGAAACACUUCUCACGCCACUAAACACCUCAUUUAUUUCUUGCAUGUAAUUCGAUUUGCACACGUACAAUUGGAGAAGCUUUUUGCAUUUUUGCUUAGAUUGGGUUUUGUCACUGCUUAUAGUUUACUUUUUGUGUGUUUUGCUGUAUGUUUGGAGAUAUUUCUUUGGUGGUAUUUAUUUUUUCUCUGAGGUGCCUUUUCACUUUUCUUUCGGGUUGGUGUUUGGAAUGUGGGGUUGGUUUUUGGAAUCUGGGUUUUGUUGAAGGAAGCUAGCAGACUCCCCCAGCUUGGAGAUAGGACGUGCCCUGGCAUCACUGCGGGCAACUCAGGCUGGGCACCGGAAAUGCCCCCCAAGCCCCCCUGGGCCAUAGUCUAGUCCACCCCCAUGAAGCCAUGAGAACCCCCAAGAAAAGGUCCGACUUCCUCCAGACCAGCCCAUACCUUCCCAGGCUGCUCGGCCAGGUCUUCGGGUUUGUUUGGGGACUGCUGGUUGACACGUGCCACCCCGGGAGCUUGGUGAGGUCUGGCCGCAGCAGAAGACCAGCCCUGUCUGAGGGGUUACACUGAAGGGAAGCAGGCCCUGCUGAGCUCAUGGAAGCACUGGCCCAAAACCACUUCAUCUGCUUAGCAGGAUGAAGGGGAAGAAAUACACACCCCCUUUUUUUGUUUCUUUGGCAAACGUGGGGUUCGAUAAAAGUGACUACUCAGCUUCCCGGUAAGCUCACUUUGGGGCGCCCCAGUGCAGCUCACUGGUAGUGAAGCCACGAGUGUGACCGGGUAGACAGAAACUGUUCUGUUUAUGGGUGGAUUUGUGCUUUUUAGACCAGACCAAGGCAGGCCACCGCGUUCUCUGAGGUGGUUUACCUAGAUUGUGUAUUUAAUGGGGACAUUGCCACCCUGUCCCAUGCCCCCCCCUCAAUUCUUGAUUUAAAAAAAAAGGUCUGUUAACGACAGGCUCUGUUGUGUUACUCUCCCAGGCCUGGAAUGUUUUAUUUAUUGAAAAAUAUUUUCAUUUCCACACUGGCUUCAUUCUAACCCCAUCCAUCCCUAUGGGGCUGCAGAGCACCUUAUGUGAAGAGAUGGAUGGAUGUAGAGAGAUUCAGACUUCUUUAGGAAGGUAGGAAUUUCCCAAAGCGGAGGGCGGGUUCCUUUCCUUCUUGUGGGCUUCAACAAAAAAAUGGAAAACCAAGUUUUUAUAGCAAAAGGCCAAAUUAGCUGUCUAGUGUCCGAUGCAGAAAAAAACUACCCUAGCUUUCUUAGCACUUCGGGUUUUUGUGAGGAUUCAGUUUAGCCGUGAAUUAGCAGUGUUUAGCAGUGUCUGGCAUAUAGUAAGCCCUAGUAAAUGUUAAAUAUUGUUGUUAUUUGCCUUUCAUAAAAUUCCAGAAAAAAAGAGCUGAGCUCACUUCCUAUCAUUGAUUCAAAAGUAGUACCUACAGGAGAAUAUUCCAGGUUGAUGGAAUGUUGUAGGACGUAGUGGUGGAAGAUACCUGAGUCCCGUGUCCACCCUGCUGGUUAAAAUGCACUGACUGGAAAAUAUGCCUGACUUCAGCCCCAGAUGGAACUGGGCCGCAAGAAUUAGCAAACUGAACAUAAGAGGGUGACCUCUGGCCACAUGCUGGACCGCACCCCACUCUUACCUUCUGGACCCUUCCAGGGUUUUUCUUGGCAGAACUUGGUGAGCUGGAAAUUAAAAUGAAUUCUCUGACAGACUGUCCCCUUAAAGUUACCCAUCUUCCUCUGAAAUGCAGUGAUAGAGGCGUUUCUGUUUUUUAUUGAAGGGGAAAGGAAUGACCAAUUGAACUUAAUCGCUCCCCAGGAAGCCCCUUUUGGCGCCCCCUGCUGGCCAGGGUGGCUCCUCCACUGUCCAGUCCAAGAGGAUCAGACUCCCAGGCUGGUUAGUUGUCACGUUUCUAUCACAUUACAGGUUAUUCUAUGGGGGUGGCGGGGGCGUCUUCAGAGCUCCAGGAGGCUGCUCAGGGCUUAAUGAUGUUUUCCCAGAUCACCUGAAUGUCAGUUUGCU